AUGGCGCGGGGAGUGGAGGACGGACUCCCUUCCGCGCCGGAGGAGGAGGAGGAGGCGCGGAACAGGUGUCGAGGUAGCAGAGCAUACAGCUACCUGGCCAUAGGUGGCCUCGCUGCCAUGAUCGUCUUCAUCGCUCUCGCCUCUCCCCGCUCGCUCUUGCGUCAUACUUCCCCAUCCGAACUUUACAGUGGAGAAUAUGAGCUAGGCGGAAGCCAAGGACAGGCGUUAUGGGAGCCAGCCACACAGCAGAUUCUCUCAUCUCAAGGAGAGAUCUCAGCUCCUCCAAGCUACGGGCAGGCAGGAGGCAUCAACUACAUGCCCUCCACGCAAGCAGGAGUAAGCGACAAGGACCAGUCUCCGGACAUACCGCAGUCGUUCCUUCAGGAGGAAAGCAUAUCGAAGAGGAGGAUGAAGAGGCUCAUGGAAGCCUUGAAGAAGUCUGCCAAGAUGUCAGAGAAGCUUGAUGAGCAGGAGAAGGAUUUGUCGGAGUAUGUCAAGUCCACAGUGUCGGGCGUGAAGGAUGAGAUAGUAGAGCUCAACACAAAGGAGACCGAUGACAUCAGCGCUCCAUACCACUUGGUGAAAGGACCAGAAGGUCCACCCGGCUUGCCUGGUUUGAAUGGGGUUCCGGGGCUCAACGGUGCGGACGGAGCUCCUGGUCCUCAAGGGCCAGUGGGCCCCCAGGGUUUCUCGGGGGCGAUUGGAGUUCCUGGACACGAAGGGAAGAAAGGACUUCCAGGGGCCAGAGGGCCUAUUGGUGUGACGGGUAUCCCGGGCAUGACCGGCCCGAUGGGUCCGGAUGGCGUUCAGGGAGGAGUUUCACUAGCUGAUAGCUGGAAUCCUGGCCGAUACUUCUGUCCCAGUGGUGGAAACCUCUACACCCGCCUUGUUGAUUGUGAUUACUCGUCCUGCCGCCUUGAGACCCUAUACAAUGGAGUCUGGGGAACUGUGUGUGGAGUAGGCUUCACUCAGAUCACCGCCGACGUGGUUUGCAGAAACAUCGGGUUCGAAGAAGGAGGCAAGGCUCGUAGGAAGGGUGGAGGCCAAGGCAAAGGUACUGAGGAGGACAUGGGCGACUGUCCCAAGACCUGUGGAGGCGAAGGAUGUACGCAUGCCGACGAUGUUGGCUUAUGCUGCUGGGGGCUCAACGAUCAGUUCCAGGGCAUGAGGGUGAACGUGCGGUCGAGCUUCAAGACCGUGAGGCGGUUGAGGGAAGAAUGCUACACUCCGGAUGCAUGCUUGCCGAGCACUGACAAGAAUCAAGUCGUGUUCGGGGGCAGCUGCGGAGAUCCCAACAACGACCCCGAAUGGAAGCAAAUCCUCCCGGAGGGUGAAUGGGCAAGAUUUAGCAACAAUGAGUGCGACAACGACCAAGACAUGUGUGCUUUGCAUAACUGCAGACUGAGAGCAAACUCACUGUCCUCCUUGUACAUCCCGGAGAAACUUUCGGUGACCAUGUACGAUCAAAGGUACUUCGAAGGUAACAAGAUCGUCUACGUCGGCCCACGAAAAGUCGACUGUCUCGUCUGGGAGGGCUGGAACGACCGCGUACAGUCUCUCAAGAUUGAAGGUGCUGUCAAGAGACCACGAUCAAGCUGGACUGUGCGGGUGUAUCAGUCGACUGGGCCCCUUCUCAACGUCCCAUCCAUGUACGCCAUGAGGUACCUUGGGAGCACCACUAUUCCAUACAUCAACUUCCAGGGCACCGAGACACUCCGCAAGUACUUCGCAGGGGUGCCUGCGUCAAACUUUGCGGUGGAGUUCUACGGAAACAUCCUGGUCCAGAACGGAGGCACCUACGACUUCUGCACUGCAUCAUCGGACGGGUACGGUCUGCUAUUUGUGGAGGACAACCUCGUGGUUGACAACAACGGCUUGCACGGCUCCAGAGAGAUCUGCCGCUCGUCGUACGUCAACAAAGGCCUUGUUCACAUCCGAGUCAAGGCGUUUGUUAACACGGGCGCCUUCGUCCUGCACGCCUUCUGGAGGGGCCAAGACACCCUGGGCAACAAGAUGCUCCUUAGGAGCGAGGACGCCGAGGCGAACCUGCCAGACAGGCCUCCGGCGUCUGACUGGGCCCUGCGGGCGAUCCCCGACUCCAUCAUGGUCACUGCAGUCGGAAGCGCCAAGGACAUCGAGACCGUCGGGGUCAGCUCACUGGAAGAGCUUCGUCAGUACGUGUCUGAGACGCCCAGCUCAGACUACAGCUGGAUCUUCUACGGGUCGCUAUACGUUGAGUUUGCGGGGACCUACUCUUUGUGCACGACGUCGGACGAUGGGUCCCGACUGCUGCUCAACGGCGAAUUGAUCGUUGAGAACAAUGGACUCCAUGGAGCUGUUAGGGCUUGCGGGAAUGCGCAGCUACGGGCAGGAUCUCACUCCGUCACUGUGGAAGGCUUCCAGCAUGGGGGAGGGAUCUACCAGAGCAUCACCUACGCUGGGCCAGACACAGGAGGAGGAGAGAUUCUGAUGAUGAGUAAGGGCAGCUCCAAGGGCAAGCUACCUGACCUGCCUCCACCUUCGUCCUUCACCAUGAGGAUGUAUCAGGCUGAGAUCCAGGAGCUGACGUACACGCCUGACCUUGCGUUCUUGAACUUUGUUGAGGAAGGCAAAACUCCAUACAUCGACUACCACGACCUCGACGAUUUCCGCAGUACCGUUCCCAAGACGCCGUCAUACAACUACGUGUGGGCCAUCUACGGCAACCUGGACGUCACCAGGGCCGGCACAUACACGUUCUGUACCACGUCCGACGACGGAUCCUUCAUGUACGUAGACGGCAAGAUGGUCGUUAACAACGACGGUCUCCACGGAGCACAGGAGAGAUGCGGAGAUAUCUCGCUCUCGACAGGGACCCACGCCAUGUUCCUUCCAGGCUUCCAGCACUACGGCGGAGCGUACAUGGCUGCGCACUACAUUGGGCCUGACACAGGCAGAGUGAAGAGGUACCUCAGAUCUGACAGCUCCAAGGCACCUGCUCCCCCCAAGCCCUCAGCAUGGACAGUGCGGCUGUUCAGAGGAAGCAACAUCCAGAACAUGGCUCUUGCAAACUGGCAGUUCUUGACGUUCGUGGGCGAGGCGACAUACAGAGAUAUCUACGUGCCCAACAACGGAGAGUUUGUGAGGAUGAUUCCUGGCAUGCCAGACAACAACUUUGUGUGGGUGUACUACGGAACCGUCAAGAUCAACGCUCCUGGCAUCUACUCUUUCUGUUCGACCUCUGAUGACGGCUCAUACCUCUUCGUCGAUGACAACCUCAUCGUCAACAACGAUGGCUUGCACGGGGCCGACAGGAGAUGUGGAAGUGUCAAGCUGAACCCAGGAGAUCACCAGGUUCGCGUUGAAGGCUUCAACCAUUGGGGAGAGGCUUAUCAGAGCGCGUCCUACUCCGGCCCGGACACUGGGGACCAGUACCGGCACAUGGUCAGCUUGCCGACGGCUGCCCCACCUCUCCCUCCUCCCUCCGAGUGGACCAUCCGGAUGUACUCCACCAACUACGAACUCCAUCACGUUCCGGAUGUCUCGCACAUGUCGUACGUCGGGGGGGCCAAGAUUUCCUACAUCCAGUUCAGCACCCUUGGAGAGCUGAGAAAUUGGGUCCCGAACACGCCUGAUUCCAAGUACGCAUGGCAGGUGUACGGAAAAGUGCGUGUGAUCAUUGCAGGCACCUAUACCUUCUGCUCUACUUCUGAUGAUGGUUCAAUUGUCUACUUUGGCAACCAACAAGUUGUCAACAACGACGGGCUGCAUGGGGGUGUGAAGGUUUGCGGUUCCAUCAACCUUCAAGCUGGGGACCACGACGUGGUGCUGGUGGGCUUCCAGAACUACGGAGGAGUGUACCAGGACUUCACGUACAGCGGGCCGGACACCAGAGGGGCAGAGAGGCGUGUCAGAAGUGUCUCGGCAGCUGCACCUGCGAGUACUGCAGGCACUUCUGGGCAGUUUGGCAGGUGGCCUCCGAACUGAUCAGCAGUGUACUUGCCGCUGCCGCGGUGCAACUUCGAAUCAGUUAUGCCUCACUGAUUGAUGAUUUUUCAUUCUCCUCACUUUGGGUUUGCGCUUUAUUAACAACGAGAUGCGGGGGUUGAGUUAGGCGGGCCGUGAUCGAGUUGAAGUGAAUGAGCGAGACCUUAUUUCUUGUGACCUAGAGUUUUGAUAUUGAAAGCUUUUACUUCC
This is a messenger RNA of Guillardia theta CCMP2712, 4176 nucleotides long. RefSeq lists its product as hypothetical. Lineage: Eukaryota; Cryptophyceae; Pyrenomonadales; Geminigeraceae. Bases 1 to 3966 code for a protein of 1321 amino acids. Gene Ontology annotation, cellular component: membrane. The record is from RefSeq and is a predicted model, not a curated record. The transcript has 16 exons.